Messenger RNA from Lycium ferocissimum, 1403 nucleotides. RefSeq names its product gibberellin 20 oxidase 1-like. Gene Ontology annotation, biological process: response to light stimulus; flower development; gibberellin biosynthetic process. Gene Ontology annotation, molecular function: gibberellin 20-oxidase activity. The transcript is spliced from 3 exons. NCBI's taxonomy places the organism in Eukaryota, Viridiplantae, Streptophyta, Magnoliopsida, Solanales, Solanaceae. The coding region runs from base 154 to 1314 and encodes 386 amino acids. The record is from RefSeq and is a predicted model, not a curated record.
CCUUUUCCCCUACUUGUAACGGCAUUCGUGUUUUCCCUAAUCAUCUCUAUCACAUAACUUUCCUCCAAUAGUUAACUACUCUUUCUAGUAUUUCAUUCCCUUAGAUACCAUACUUUUGUUUAACCAAAAAAACAAAAAAGGUAAAAAGAAAGCAUGACAAUGGCCAUUGAUUGUAUGGUAACAAGAAUCAAGUCACCCAUGACACAAACAUCCAAAGAAAAAUUCACAGAAGAUGAGAAAAGACCACUGAUUUUCGACUCCUCCGUGCUAAAACAUGAGUUCAAUAUUCCUAGACAAUUCAUAUGGCCAGACCACGAGAAGCCUUGUGCUGAGGCACCUGAACUUGAUGUCCCACUAAUCGAUUUAGGAGCUUUCCUUUCUGGCGACCCAAUUGCAGCUAAGAAAGUAUGUACACUCGUUGAUGAAGCAUGCAGGAACCACGGUUUCUUUCUCGUGGUGAACCAUGGAGUUGACACUAACCUUAUUUCACUUGCACAUAGUUAUAUGGAUAUGUUCUUUGAAUUGCCACUUUCUGAUAAGCAAAAGGCUCAAAGGAAGAGAGGAGAGCAUUGUGGUUAUGCUAGUAGCUUUACUGAAAGGUUUUCAUCUAAGCUACCUUGGAAAGAAACACUCUCUUUUCCAUAUUCUGCCGAAGAAGGCUCGUCAGACAUGGUUGACGAGUACUUCCUCAAGACAAUGGGUAAAAAUUUUUGCCAUAUCGGGAACGUUUACCAAGAAUACUGCAAUGCCAUGAGCACACUCUCUUCUGGAAUCAUGGAACUCUUGGGAGUGAGCCUGGGUGUGAGCCAGAACCAUUUCAAACAGUUCUUUGAAGAAAAUGAAUCCAUAAUGAGACUCAACUAUUACCCACCAUGCCUAAAACCAGACCUCACCUUAGGAACUGGACCACACUGUGAUCCAACAUCAUUAACCAUCCUUCAUCAAGACAGUGUUGCUGGGCUUCAAGUUUUCAUGGAAAACCAAUGGCGCUCCAUUAGUCCUAAUCUCAGCGCUUUUGUCGUUAACAUAGGCGACACUUUUAUGGCACUUUCAAAUGGAAGGUACAAAAGUUGCUUACACAGAGCAGUAGUAAACAACAAAACACCUAGGAAAUCUCUUGCUUUUUUUCUUUGCCCUAAGAAGGAUAAGGUGGUGAGUCCACCAACAGAAUUGGUGGACUCCAAUAAUCCUAGAAUAUAUCCUGAUUUCACAUGGCCUACACUCCUUGGGUUUACACAGAAGCAUUAUAGAGCUGAUAUGAACACCCUCCAAUUCUUCUCCAAUUGGCUUCAACAAAGAACUCCAGAGAUUUAAGGCCUUAGUCUUUUGUUUAAAGUUCAGUAUGCACGAUAGUAUAUAUUUCUUACGGUAUUAAAUAGUUGACUUACGAAAUCAAGCAACUC